CUCUAGCAGGGCAGAUAUUUGACAAACUGACAUGUUGGAAAGGUGGCAUCCUAUGACGGUGCCACGUUGAAAGGCACUGAGAUCUUCAGUUAGGUCAUUCUACUGCCAAUGUUUGUUUAUGGAGAUUGCAUGGCUGGCUGUCCGACUUUAUACACCUGUCAGCAACAGGUGUGGCUGAAAUAGAAUCCACUAAUUUGAAGGGGUGUCCACAUAUGUUUGCAUAUACAGUGUAGAUUCUCUGUCCUGCUACUGGUAGGACUAUAACAUUAUGUGAACUGAUCUGAACAGGUUUAGGCUGGUCAUCGAUGACAUGUAGGCUAUAUCUGAGGUAUAGACUUUCAUCUGCAUAUCACUAACAAACUGCUAGUAUACAUUAUAACCUAGCCUACUUUACAUAAUAUAAAAUCUCUCACUUGUUGCAAAAAACCUUUCUGAAUGGAUCAAUCAAAUCAAAUCGAAUUUAUUUAUAUAGCCCUUCGUACAUCAGCUGAUAUCUCAAAGUGCUGUACAGAAACCCAGCCUAAAACCUCAAACAGCAAGCAAUGCAGGUGUAGAAGCAUGGUGGCUAGGAAAAACUCCCUAGAAAGGCCAAAACCUAGGAAGAAACAGGCUAUGUGGGGUGGCCAGUCCUCUUCUGGCUGUGCCGGGUGGAGAUUAUAACAGAACAUGGCCAAGAUGUUCAAAUGUUCAUAAAUGACCAGCAUGGUCGAAUAAUAAUAAGGCAGAACAGUUUAAACUGGAGCAGCAGCACAGUCAGGUGGACUGGGGACAGCAAGGAGUCAUCAUGUCAGGUAGUCCUGGGGCAUGGUCCUAGGGCUCAGGUCCUCCGAGAGAGAGAAAGAAAGAGAGAAUUAGAGAGAGCAUAUGUGGGGUGGCCAGUCCUCUUCUGGCUGUGCCGGGUGGAGAUUAUAACAGAACAUGGCCAAGAUGUUCAAAUGUUCAUAAAUGACCAGUAUGGUUGAAUAAUAACAAGGCAGAACAGUUGAAACUGAAAUCAAUCAUUUCCCCCCUCAGAUCAAUAAUGUCCGUUUUAGCCCUUCUGUCUACAUUCUCAGAUUAGUUUAGAAAAUAACAGAUUGAAAGACAAUAAAUAUCCUACUGUUAGUGAAUACAAAUAAGUGUGAGACAUGGCCUUGUGUUGCUGCACUGUCUAGAACUACCUUAACAAACAGUGACUUAUUAUUAUUAUUGACAGUUACCAUGGAGAUGAAAUAUCACAACUACAUGGUCAUGUGAUGCAUUAAAUCACCUGGCUGUUUCUAUGUCUGUUAGUAAAUGUUUUAUUUUUCAAAGAGAUAAUGAAUACAUGAGAACAAUAAUUAGUUGUCACUGUGUUAAUCACAACCAACAUGCUGGAUCUCUGUUUAGGGGUCAGUGCUCUAAAAUGAGUGUCUCUGGGGAGAGAGAGGAGGGGGGCCCUGCCUCUAAAAUGAGUCUCUCUGGGGAGAGAGAGGAGGGGGGCCCUGCCUCUAAAAUUCAUCUCUCUGAGGGACAUGACACCAAAGCUAAGAGACCAAUCAAGCAGGAGAGACCAGCCUCCCCUGUUCCUAGCUGUGUGUCCAUGAAGAGUGACUGGUCUAUGAUUCAACCUAUAGAGUUUAGAGAGGGAGACUUUUCUACUGAACAAAGAAACCAACAGGAGAGAUCAGAGUCAGAGAUUCUCAGUGGUCAGUCUUCCCAGAGUCAUCAAACAGACCUGGCCUCCAUAUUCAGUUUGCUUGAACAGAAAAUUAUGACAUUUGUGAAGAACGAGCUGAAGAUGUUCAAGAGGAUUCUUAGUCCAGAACUCCCAGAAGGCUUUGAGAGUCAGAAGCAGGAUAAGGAAGUGGUGGAUGCUGAAGAUGAGAAGCAGGAGAGCAGUGCCAGAGAGGGGGCUCUGAAGAUCACACUGCACAUCCUGAGGAAAAUGAACCAGAAGGAGCUUGCUGACACACUGGAGAAAUAUGAGCUCGCUGUGAUUUGCCAACGUGAACUCAAAUCUAAUCUAAAGAAGAAGUUUCAAUGUGUAUUUGAGGGGAUCGCUAAACAAGGAAACCCAACACUUCUCAAUAAGAUCUACACAGAGCUCUACAUCACAGAGGGUGGAACAGGAGAGGUCAAUAAUGAACAUGAGCUGAGACAGAUUGAGACAACAACCAGGAAACAAGCAAGACCAGAGACUGCAAUCAAAUGUAAUGACAUCUUCAAACCCUUAACUGGACAAGACAAACCUAUCAGAACUGUGCUGACAAAGGGAGUCGCUGGCAUUGGAAAAACAGUCUCUGUGCAGAAGUUCAUUCUGGACUGGGCUGAAGGAAAAGCAAAUCAGGAUGUCCAAUUUGUAUUUUCAUUUCCUUUUCGGGAGCUGAAUUUGAUGAAAGGGGACAAACACACUUUCAUUGAACUUCUUAAUCACUUCUCAAUGGAAACCAAACAAUCAGGAAUCUCCAUCUACAACAAGUACAAAGUUGUGUUCAUCUUUGAUGGUCUGGAUGAGUGCCGACUGCCCCUAGACUUCCAGAAGAACAAGAUCUGUUGGGACGUCACAGAGUCAACCUCAGUGGAUGUUCUGCUGACAAAUCUCAUCAAGGGAAAUCUGCUCCCCUCUGCUCUCCUCUGGAUAACUACCCGACCUGCAGCAGCCAAUAAGAUCCCUUCAGGGUGUGUUGACCAGGUGACAGAGGUACGAGGGUUCAAUGACCCACAGAAGGAGGAGUACUUCAGGAAGAGAUUCAGUGAUGAGGACCUGGCCAGCAGAAUCAUCUCACACAUAAAGACAUCAAGGAGCCUCCACAUCAUGUGCCACAUUCCAGUCUUCUGUUGGAUUUCUGCAACAGUCCUUGAACACAUGCUGAAACAUAAGAGAGAAGAGAUGCCCAAGACUCUGACUGAGAUGUACACACACCUUGUGGAGUUUCAUACCAAACAGAAGAAUGAAAAGUAUCUUGGGAAAGAAGAGACAGGUCCACACUGGAAUAAAGAGAUCAUUCUGUCACUGGGAAAACUGGCUUUUCAACAGCUUGUGAAGGGCAAUCUGAUUUUCUAUGAAGAAGACCUGAAAGAUGCUGGCAUUGAUGUUAAUGAAGCCUCAGUGUACUCAGGAUUGUGCACACAGCUCUUUAAAGAGGAAUGUGUGCUGUACCAGGACAAGGUGUACUGCUUUGUUCAUCUGAGCAUUCAGGAGUUUCUGGCUGCUGUAUAUGUGUUCCUCUCAUUCAUCAACAACAACGAGAAUCUAAUGGACAAACUGCAAACAAAACACGAGCCUGAAGUUGCUUUCUACAAGAGUGCUGUGGAUAAAGCCUUACAAAGUGAGACGGGAAACCUGGACCUUUUCCUCCGCUUCCUUCUGGGCCUCUCACUGGAGUCCAAUCAGAAGCACUUACGAGGUCUACUGACAAAGACAAGAAGCAGCUCACAGAGCCAUGAAGAAACAGUCAAGUACAUCAAGAAGAAGAUCAGGGUGAAUCUCUCUCCAGAGAGGAGCAUCAAUCUGUUCCACUGUCUGAAUGAACUGAAUGACCAUUCUCUAGUGAAGGAGAUCCAAAGCUACCUGAGCUCAGGAAGUCUCUCAAAACCCAAACUGUCCCCUGCACAGUGGUCAGCUCUGGUCUUUGUGUUGCUGACUUCAGAAAAGGAGCUGGAUGUGUUUGACCUGAAGAAAUACUCCAGAUCAGAGGAAGGUCUUCUGAGGCUGCUGCCAGUGGUCAAAGCCUCCAGAGCUGCUCUGCUGUCAGACUGUGGAGUCACAGAGGAAGGCUGUGCUUCUCUGGUCUCAUCUCUGAAGUCAAACCCCUCACACCUGAGAGAGCUGGAUCUGAGUAACAAUGACCUGAAGGAUUCAGGAGUGGAGCUGUUCUCUGCUGGACUGGAGAAUCCCCACUGUAAACUGGAGACUCUGAGGCUGUCAGGCUGUCUGGUCACAGAGGAAGGCUGUGCUUCUCUGGUCUCAGCUCUGAGGUCAAACCCCUCACACCUGAGAGAGCUGGACCUGAGCUACAAUCACCCAGGAGACUCAGGAGUCAGACUGCUCUCUGCUGGACUGGAGGAUCCACACUGCAGACUGGAGAAACUCAAUGUGGAACAUGGUGGAGAGAACAGAAUGAAACCUGGACUUAGAAAAUAUGUCUGUGAUCUCACACUGGACCUAAACACAGUAAACAGACACCUCUCUCUGUCUGAGGGGAACAGAAAGGUGACAUGGAGGAGAGAGAAGCAGCCGUAUCCUGAUCACCCAGAGAGAUUUGAGGGCUGUGGACAGGUGCUGUGUAGAGAGGGUCUGACUGGGCGCUGUUACUGGGAGGUAGAGUGGAGUGGGAGAAGGGCAGAUAUAGGAGUGACAUAUAAAGGAAUCAGCAGGAGAGGAGGAGGUGCUGACUGUUGGCUUGGAUGGAAUAACAAGUCCUGGAGUCUGUUCUGCUCUGACAACAGUUACUCUGCCUGUCACAAUAAUAAUCCCACUACCAUAGACGUCCACCCCUCCAGCUCCCACAGAGUAGGAGUGUAUCUGGACUGGCCAGCCGGCACUCUGUCCUUCUAUAGAGCCUCCUCUGACACACUCACCCACCUGAUCACAUUCACCUCCACAUUCACUGAGCCCCUCUAUCCAGGGUUUAGGGUUUGGGGUGAUGACUCCUCAGUGUCCCUGAAAUAAUAACUUGACACACCUACACACACACACACACACACACACACACACACACACACACACACACACACACACACUGGAUACACACACACACUGGACUG
Messenger RNA from Oncorhynchus nerka (sockeye salmon), 4728 nucleotides. Its product is annotated as NLR family CARD domain-containing protein 3-like. Gene Ontology annotation, molecular function: protein binding. Gene Ontology annotation, biological process: intracellular signal transduction. Bases 1262 to 4633 code for a protein of 1123 amino acids. The transcript has 9 exons. The record is from RefSeq and is a predicted model, not a curated record. Lineage: Eukaryota; Metazoa; Chordata; Actinopteri; Salmoniformes; Salmonidae.